Morus notabilis is the source of this 861-nucleotide messenger RNA. RefSeq lists its product as uncharacterized. The record is from RefSeq and is a predicted model, not a curated record. The coding region runs from base 1 to 861 and encodes 286 amino acids. Lineage: Eukaryota; Viridiplantae; Streptophyta; Magnoliopsida; Rosales; Moraceae. The transcript has a single exon.
AUGUAUAGUCACAUCGACGUGACCUUUAAUGAGGAUGACGCUAGUGGGGUUCAUUUCCCCCACAACGACGCCUUGGUGGUGGAAGCCAUGAUAGGAAACCACACCGUGUGCAGAAUCCUGGUAGACAAUGGGAGCUCGGUGGACCUCCUAUACUCUGACUGCUUUGAGAAAAUGGGGAUCCAAAAGGAACAAUUGGAAAAAACCUCCAGGCCGCUAUGUGGUUUCACUAGGGACUCCGUCAUCCCCCAGGGGACCAUCUGGUCGCCUAUAAUCACCGGAGAAAAACCCCGACAGGCUACCACAAUGGCCAACUUCGUGGUUAUAAAAGGAGGCUCCCAAUACAAUGCCAUGAUUGGAAGACCAACCCUUCAAGCGCUAAGGGCCAUAACUUCCGUUUACCACCAAAAGGUCAAGUUCCCUACCCCAAAUGGCGUGGACGAAAUGAAGAGCAACCAGUAUGAAGCUACGGUUGCAUACUCUGACGCCCUGCACGGAUAUGACCAGCCAGGAAGACAGGAGGCGAGGAUGGUUCACCAGAGUCUCGUCGAGGACAUAGACCCUAGGAUCCAAGAGGAAGUCACAUGGUCUCAACCCGUCGAGCAGUUGGUGGAAAUCCAAGUUAAUGAAGGCGAGUCCACCAAAGUGCUAAAAAUGGGCUCGGGCUUAGCCCCAUCACUUAAGGUUGAGAUCGAAAACUUUCUCAGGAAGAACUUAGAUGUCUUCGCCAGGAAUCAUUUCGACGUGGAAGGGAUCGACGCCGAGGUAAUAUGUCACUCCCUAAACGUCGACCCCUCAUAUCCGCCCAAGCGUCAGAAACGUCGACCGAUGAACCCCGAGAGGUAUGAAGCACUGAAAGAAUAG